AUGGCUGAAAUGAGUACUAAUGUUACAAAUAGUUUAUCAAUAUUAGUAACACGAUUUGUAUGUAUUAGUGACAAUCAUGAUAAUUAUGAUUUCACUCUUCCAGAUGGUGAUAUACUACUUCAUUCAGGUGAUUUUACUCGUAAUGGAACAGAAAAAGAAAUUGAAACAUUUUUAAAUUGGUUAAAAACUUUAACUCAAUAUCGUUUAAAAAUAAUUAUUGUUGGUAAUCAUGAAUCUAAACGAUUUUAUACAAAGAAACGAUAUAAAAAAUUUCCAUUAGUAAUUGAACAAUUAAAAACUGAUAAAUCAUUAGUUACAGAUUAUGGUAUUGUCUAUCUUCAAGAUCAAACAUUUCAUGAUCCGAUAACUGGAUGGAAAUUUUACGGAAGUGGUUGGUUAUCUGAACAAUGUAAAGAUCCAGAAGAAAUACGUCGUCAUUGGUCUAAAAUACCAAUCGAUACAGAUAUUCUUCUUACACACGGUCCACCCUCUUCUAUUUUAGAUCAAUCAAGCAAUACAUAUCAUCUUGGUUGCAAAGAAUUACUUAACUCAAUAUUAAAUAUUGUUAAACCAAAACUUCACGUUUUUGGUCAUGUACAUAGAGGAUAUGGACAAUAUAAAAAUGAUCUUGAAUUAGGAAGAACAUUAUUUGUUAAUGCUUCCUUGUGUGAUAGCUAUUUUCGUAUUGCUCAUUCACCAAUCGUGAUUGAUUUAAGUAAAGAUAAAUAG
This is a messenger RNA of Rotaria sp. Silwood1, 729 nucleotides long. Lineage: Eukaryota; Metazoa; Rotifera; Eurotatoria; Philodinida; Philodinidae. The record is from the annotation of a GenBank genome assembly.